AUGUUCUACGAUUCUCCCCAUCGACGCGUCGCAGGUAGMCUAGGACCAUCCAUAUGCCUUCGUCCUGUUCGCAAUACUCGUGACAAGGCUUCUAGUAUUACGUCUUUUUGCUUCGGGGAUUUCACAGAGGUGCAGAUUCCACUCACUCAUCAUGCUGCCCGGAAUCGAUACUCGCAAAACCAUAAAAAAACCUGUGGCGGAAGAAGGCCUUGUUGA
Molecule: messenger RNA, 216 nt
Organism: Ramularia collo-cygni
Lineage: Eukaryota; Fungi; Ascomycota; Dothideomycetes; Mycosphaerellales; Mycosphaerellaceae
Exons: 2
Coding region: 1-216 (71 amino acids)
Source: RefSeq, a predicted model, not a curated record